UCCCGCUUCUUCACUCUCUUCGUCGUUGCGAAACUGCACGCUCCUCACACGCCGUGGAAAGGAAAUGGGAGCCAACCAUAGCCGCCAAGAUCCAGAUCUUUCUGAUGCGGAAUCGGAUUCCGACUCCCAGGGAACCGUUCAAUCAGAGGACGUCUACGGCACCCCGACGUCGGAGGCCUCAGACCGCAGAGUCAACGACCCCAAAACGCCGUCUUCGAUUGAAGAAGUCGAGUCCAGGCUCAAAGCGCUCAAGCUCAAGUACGGCAAUAACGUCAGUAGCGCGAAUCCGAACAAGUCGGUGAAGCUGUACCUCCAUGUCGGGGGUCACACUGAGAAAUCAAAAUGGGUGGUCUCUGAGAAGCUCGCGUCUUAUGCCUUUGUUAAGUCGGGUUCCGACGAAGAUUCCGAGAACGAGGAAGGGGCUGACCUGGAUCCGGUGUGGGCUUUAACAAUUGGGUCGAAAGUGAGGGCGAAGAUUGACGAGAAUUUGCAACUGAAAGCGUUUAAGGAACAAAAGCGUGUGGAUUUUGUGGCUAAUGGGGUUUGGGCGAUCAAGUUCUUCUCCGCAGAGGAGUUUGACAAUUUUACUAAGAAAUAUCAAGAUUGUUUGUUUGAGAAUACUUAUGGGUAUGAAGCCAAUGAUGCCAAUAAGCUGAAGGUAUAUGGCAAGGAUUUUCUCGGAUGGGCGAAUCCAGAGGCAGCCGAUGAUUCAAUGUGGGAGGACGCAGAAGAAAGCUUGAUGACGACUCCUCCAUCCAAAACUCCCCUAAAACAGGGCCAUGAUUUAACUGAGGAGUCUGAGGAGGCUUCGGCAAUUGGUGGUGCUAUUCAAAGCCUGGCAAUGGGUGCCUUGGACAACAGCUUCUUAGUCAGUGAUUCAGGGAUCCAGGUUGUAAGGAAUUACAGUCAUGGUAUUCAAGGAAAGGGUCUUUAUGUUAACUUCGACCAAGGAAAGAUGAGUGCUGCAAGAGGUGCCAAGGCAGCCGACUAUUCAACACCUAGGAAGGCAGUGCUCAUGAAAGCUGAGACUAAUAUGCUUCUGAUGAGCCCUAUGAAUGAUGGAAAACCUCAUUCCAGGGGUUUGCAUCAGCUUGAUAUUGAGACGGGGAAAGUUGUGAGUGAGUGGAAGUUUGAGAAGGAUGGCACAGAUAUUUCUAUGAGAGAUAUCACAAAUGAUAAUAAAGGAGCACAAAUUGAUCCCACGGGUUCUACUUUCUUGGGGUUGGAUGAUAAUAGGCUAUGUCGGUGGGAUAUGCGAGAUCGCAGGGGAAUGGUACAGGAUAUUGUGAAUGAGAGAACCCCGGUGUUGAACUGGACUCAGGGGCAUCAGUUUGCGAGGGGGACGAAUUUUCAGUGCUUUGCAACAACUGGUGAUGGUUCAAUUGUGGUUGGAUCGCUUGAUGGAAAAAUCAGGUUAUACUCUACAAGUUCUAUGAGGCAGGCAAAGACUGCAUUUCCUGGACUUGGUUCUCCAAUCACUCAUGUUGAUGCCACCUUCGAUGGGAAAUGGAUUUUGGGGACUACUGAUACUUAUCUGGUCCUCAUAUGCACUCUGUUCACAGAUAAAGAUGGCAGGACUAAGACUGGCUUUUCUGGUCGUAUGGGGCACAGGAUCUCAGCUCCAAGAUUGUUGAAGCUGACUCCCCAGGAUUCUUAUAUGGCCGGAGCAAGCAAGUUCCGGAAUGCUCAGUUCUCAUGGGUGACAGAGAAUGGGAAGCAGGAACGGCACCUGGUUGCAACAGUGGGCAAGUUUAGCGUAAUAUGGAAUUUCCAACAGGUGAAGGAUGGAUCUCAUGAAUGCUACCACAACCAAGUGGGCUUGAAGAGCUGCUACUGCUACAAGAUUGUUCUAAAAGACGAUUCAAUCGUUGACAGUCGCUUCAUGCAUGAAAAGUUUGCAGUGUCUGACUCACCCGAAGCACCACUUGUAGUGGCAACCCCCAUGAAAGUCAGCUCCUUCAGCAUCUCUAGCAGGCGGUUGCUAAUGUGAACAAAGCCAUUACUUUCCCUGCUACCUCAGGUUUGUUGGCUAUAAUUUCUGGACAUAUUUGAAGAAAUAUAUAUAAUCUUGGAGGUCAAUUUAGAUGGUUGACUUGUAUGACUAUAUUAUGCUAGCAGUCCUAAUGACAUCAGCAAUCUUUGAUGUUGUAAUGUUUCGAUGGAACCUGAAAUUGUUAAAAUCUUUGGAUAUUUGUAAUUCAUGUUUUCUAUCUUAAUAUAUUUUCAAUCUCAUAC
This is a messenger RNA of Andrographis paniculata, 2235 nucleotides long. RefSeq names its product protein CYPRO4. The coding region runs from base 65 to 1990 and encodes 641 amino acids. Gene Ontology annotation, molecular function: protein binding. The record is from RefSeq and is a predicted model, not a curated record. Gene Ontology annotation, cellular component: cytoplasm; nucleus. The transcript has 2 exons. Lineage: Eukaryota; Viridiplantae; Streptophyta; Magnoliopsida; Lamiales; Acanthaceae.